CGAGCGCUUUGGUGCCCUCGGGGCCCCACAGGCCGCGUCUGGCAUUAGUCACUUCGUGCCUAAUAGCGUAGAUUACAUUGGGGUAUGAUCGUCGAUCGGGCACGUAGUGCCGUGCGGACUAACAUGCAACCCUCAAAUUAAAAUGCGUCAUCGGGGCAUCGCCCUACUGGAGACGCUCGGAUCGCUUAAUCAAGCUGAUCGAGAGUGGGUUAACGGGCCCACAAGAAAUUAAACACUUAAUAAGAUGUUAGCUGAACUAACCAUCACCAGAGCUUCGCUCCACAUUAUUUAAUUCGGGACAUUUUAUCCCUAAUAAAUAAUAGGGAUAUAACAGGCAAUAGCAAUGAUGUUAUUCUAUCAAAGGCCAUUCCGGUAUGCUCCGCCCGCUAAUUAAAGCCGAUCAGGAGCGGGCCGACGGGCCCACAUCAACCAGUCAUUAAAUUCAAAUGACGGUGAAAACUAGUUAUCACUAGAGCAUCGCACGACAUUAUUUAAUUUCGGGAGAUUUUAUCCCCCAAUAAAUAAUUGUGAUAAAAAAUACUAGUAAUAAAAAAUACUAGCUGGCAUUUAAUUAGCAGUCAAGAUGUUUGAUACUUAGAGCAUCUCCAAUGGUAGAAUGUGCACGGUGCACAUGUGGCAUGAGAAAUAUCCACAUAAAUAUUAACAAAUAAAUUAUCUCUCUCUUUAUUUGAAUGAUUUUAUACAAUUUUGAUAUGUUUUUCCCUGCAAUGUCAACGACAAUGUCAAUAUCUAGACGGUCUCCUUGACAUUGUGGAGAAAAACUUACCAAAACUGUAUAAAAUCAUUCAAAUAAGGAGAGAAAGAAUUUAUUUACUAAUAUUUAUGUGGCUAUCUCUCAUGCUAUAUGUGCACCGUGCACAUUCUAACAUUGGAGAUGCUCUUAGCUUCGUGAGAGAUGCUCGGCCAGUUGGGAAGUUCCCAGAUCUCAUUUUGCUCCCUGUUGCAAUUUUGACUUAAUCAACAUUCUCCAAGCGAACUUGCCUUUCAUUACUUGGCUCAAACCUUGCGGACGUGGUUAGCCUACAACCAAGGAGUUGAGAUACGGAGUACAAAACAUCUUGUGGCCGGACAGAUAGAGCACCAGCUUAUCCACCAAGGACAGCCGUUCGCGUCGCCUGGUGGUGAUGGCGUGGUGGCGGUUGCAGCGGCGCGAGGACGGCGAUGGAGGCCGGUCUAGGUGGGGGUCCGGCGUUGCUUCAAGGCGUACCUUCCCUGAGCUCCAAAUCGCAUUUAAAGGCUAAAAUCAAGGAAUCACCAACCGGUAGACCCCUCUGCUCGCGUCAGCGGACCCAUGGCGGUUCGAGCGGCGUCUGGCCCGGUGGAGGAGAGACCAUCGGCUCGCUUCCGGCGACGAACGACGGUGUUGCGUCGACGUUGGAGAACCGAGCUUCAACCGAUGAACAGUGCUGCCGCGAUGGAGUUCCCCUAGAACCGAGAUGAUGAGACCAGGGAUGCUGCAGCGGUCUCCGUCUGGUGCGGCUGGAAUCACCGGAGGGUCCACCGCGGCGGGAAGGGUGACGACGGCUCCGGCGACCCCAGACCCAGAUCUGGAGAAAUCCAGACUUGACCUCCCAGAAUCUUUUCUGAAGCAUUUCUUCUUCUUUUUUCCUGAAAUCAGUCCAUUUCAUAUGAUUUUUUGUAGAAAAAACUCAAGAACGGUAGAACACACGAAUCUUUUUGGACAGAUUCCCACAGACGGUGCCAGUGUUGAGUUUAAUCCAACACGAUAUAGUAAAUAUAUGUAUGAACAUUCAGUUUUUACGUGGAAACCCGGAAAGGGAGAAAACCACGGGACUUUCUAGGCUAAUGUCCAAGCCCUCUCUUUCUCAUUAGGACUCUCCUCACCAUUACAUAGUACAUUUUGAGCUCCCAUUAAUGGAAUCUUGUAAGCUAUUCUAGAGGAA
Messenger RNA from Cuscuta epithymum, 1925 nucleotides. NCBI's taxonomy places the organism in Eukaryota, Viridiplantae, Streptophyta, Magnoliopsida, Solanales, Convolvulaceae. The record is from the annotation of a GenBank genome assembly.